CCCUUUCCAAUAAUUUGUUUGUUUAUUUAUUUAUUUAUUCAAUUUUUAAAGAGGAAGAACAUUUUGAUCUUUUCCAUUCACUUGUCAUCGAAAUUAUCAGAGACGCUCGUCACCUCCAACGAUGCAGAAAAUGCUUCACAAGAGCUUCAAGCCAGCCAAAUGCAAGACAGCUUUAAGGCUAGCGAUACCGCGAAUAAAGCUAAUGAAGAACAAGAGGGAAGCUCAAGCGAAACAGUUGAAAAGAGAAUUGGCUCAGUUGCUGGAGUCUGGGCAAGAUCAGACGGCUAGAAUUCGGGUGGAGCAUGUGGUUAGGGAAGAAAAGACUGUAGAUGCUUAUAAUCUUCUUGAGAUAUACUGUGAACUUAUCGUUGCACGUAUGCCAAUAAUUGAAUCUCAAAAAAACUGCCCUAUCGACUUAAAGGAAGCGAUUGCCAGUGUAAUAUUUGCAUCUGCUAGGUGUGAAGAUAUACCAGAGCUCAAGGAUGCCUCCAAACAUUUUACGGCAAAAUACGGGAAAGAAUUUACUUCCGCCGCACUUGAAAUGCGUACUAACUGCGGUGUUAGUCAUAUGUUGGUCGAGAAGUUAUCGGCCUUAGCACCUGAUGGUCCAACCAAACUCAAAAUCUUGACUGCAAUUGCUGAGGAACACAACAUCAAGUGGGAUCCUGCAUCAUUUGGAGCAAAAGAAUCAAAGGUUUAUGAUGACAAGCUGGUAAGACUAGUAUGGUUCAAAAUCGGUUAUUUUUACAGAGGCUGCCAGAUUUUCAGCAUAUCCUUCUAAUGUCCAAGCCCAACUAGUGCUCAUGAGCAGAGACCUGCUAGUGUUCAAGUUCCUAAUUACGAUAAGGGGCCUGCGAGUGUUCGAGAUACAAAACGUGUCGAGAAAAACGAUAUUCCCUCUAGCUUUUCCGAGUACAGCUCUAGAUC
Hibiscus syriacus is the source of this 927-nucleotide messenger RNA. RefSeq names its product IST1 homolog. The coding region runs from base 122 to 781 and encodes 219 amino acids. Gene Ontology annotation, biological process: protein transport. The transcript is spliced from 6 exons. NCBI's taxonomy places the organism in Eukaryota, Viridiplantae, Streptophyta, Magnoliopsida, Malvales, Malvaceae. The record is from RefSeq and is a predicted model, not a curated record.